CCCCCGUCUCUCAGCAGCUCUCUUGGAAGUCUGCCUGCGCCCGACCGCCUGAAGUCACACACGCCGCCGCCGCUGACUGAUGCCUGUAAGGACAAAUCCUAUCGGGCACCUGAGUUAUGCCGAGCUCCGAUUUGUCAGCUAGCAUGUAGAGGGCGGGGCCAAAGCUCUGUGAGUGGGACGGUCGCACGGGACAGGAGGUGUCUGUCUGUUGGCAGCAGCAAAGAAGCCUCUCGUCCGGGGUGCAGAGCUGCUAGCAGUGUGUGAUUGCGGUGAGGCGUCUUCUGCUGCUGCUGUUGCUGGUGCCUGUAGUUGUCAUUGUUCUCUAGGAGGGAUCGGGCCAGGAUUCCCAGCCUGCCGGAGGCGGAUAGAUCUGACAGUGUACCUGGCUCAGUGGUGUAAGUGCCCCGCUCAGUGCUCACACACACGCCGGCUGCUGGGUACCAACAUGCUGCUUGAAUUUCAUGCCACUUUUAACCUCCAUAGAGACGUCAUGCCAUGGGUUCUGUCCCAGGGAGCUCCGGAUGCCAUAGAGAAGUGCUCGAGAACACUCCGAAUAAUUAAUGUGGAGAGAAAUGAAAAUGUCCUGUACACUUGGAAGGGAAGGGAGGGGUUCACCAACGUUGGUCUAUAUGAUCCCCUUACCAAGCAAAAUGAGAUGUUGUAUUCUUUCGACAGGGAAGUUAAUAUUGUUAGCUGUUCAGUGAACAAUGAAAAAACUCUACUCGCGUUAAGUUACUGCAAUCCAAUGUGUGAAACACAGAGUCGAGCUCUUUCACCAGUUUCCAGAUAUUUGGCUCUUAUUAUUGAAAUAAAACCCACCAACAACGUGAGAGUUCUCAAAGCUGUUGACAGCAGCCUUAGAGUACAGUUUUUAUAUCCAGUGGAAGAUGUACAUGCAUAUAAAUAUGAGAGUCACCUCUUGAUAGUUUCGGAGGAAAAGUAUAUUGAGCAGUUUCAUGUGACUGUUGGCUAUGAAGAUGGGAACAGAGUGGUCAUGAAAACCUCUGGUUUGAUUCCUAAAGACAGAAUAGCUGAAGACUUUGUGUGGGCACAGUGGGAUAUGACAGAUCAACGGCUAUUUUAUGUUAUUCCCAAGUUUGAGGUCCCUCUUGAAAUCUACUUUGUUGCCGAAGGGGUAAGCCUGAUCAAUUUGGGGUAUGAGCCCCCUGAAGACAGAGAAAGAGGAAAACCUACAUUCCCAAACCUACAGGUGUUUACAAAUAAGACAGGUGGUUUGUGUCUGUUUUAUUAUCAACCUCCAAAACCGUUGCAAGAACUCACUUAUGUAGUAGCAUUUCUACAUAAAGGAUGCAGUAAAACAUUUAAAGUCUCACCUGCAAUUGAAGAUUCUCAGCAGCUCAAGAACUUAUCUUUCAUAAAUAUUGAUGGCUAUGUUGCUGUUUACUUGCCUGAUCAUUUUUUGCACUUGAUAAACACGAGAUAUCCCGACUUGAUGUGUUACCAUUUGUUUUUAGCAGGUGGGAAUGCCAGAAUAAGUGGUGUGUGCUCUGAUUGUCCUUUGCAGUCAGUUCUGAAGACUUUUGUAAUAGAACAUUGUACAGGAAUUCUGUUCUCAGUGAGUGUAAACCAGGCACAGCUUCUAAAAUUCCUAACGGAGAGCAGACUGGACUGUGAGCGCCUGGCAGGACUGCAUUGCUUCUUGUUACACCUGGAUCACCAACCACAUUGGGAAACACUGAUCAUUGAAUGGAUCUGUGAGAGUUUGUCAACAUGCACAACAUUUGACCCAAUACAAGAGUUCAUAAUUGCUUCUUUGCACAAGAGCCUGAGUUUAGAGACCGUUUAUCUGGAUAAACUGUUGCCAUAUACAUCAGUGCCUUCUUGGAAUAAGAACAUAGAUGGUGUGACAUGUACAACAGACAUUACAGAUAUGCCUAUCCUGAAGAUAGGAAAAUUUAAAGGAAGUUGGGAAAAAUUUCACUCUGAGCUGGAAUACAUGAAACUUGCCCAACAAAGUUUUAUUUACAGUAACAACUUGCAGAGAAGGGAUUGGUGCAAACUGAUUUCUCAGGUGGAUACCAAUGAAAAGAGAAAUUAUGUUUAUCAGCGUAAUGUACUUGAUAAUGCUAAGAGGGUUCUUUUAAAUAUGAACACAGGGAAAUAUGAUAAAAGAAUAGUACCAUUAAACCAAGAAGAUGAUUAUGAACAGAAAGAUCUUAUGGGUCUGAUGAUGGUAAAAUUAAAAGAUCAUUUGUCACAGCAUCUGCAUCAUGUCGGGAAAAACAAGAUUGACAAGUUUGUUCUGGAUUUUGUUUCUAAACAGUUGGACCUGGUAUGUCAGAUGUUGGAGGUGGUUUGGAGAAAGCAUGCAUUAGAUCCAGGUGUUUUAUGUGUCAGGGAUGGGAGCGGAAAGACGUCAGAGUAUUUUGCAUUUCAUGUCAUGUGCCGAAUUUCAGAAGCUACAAGCAGAAUGUGCAUGCCCCUACCUCCUGGUUUUCAGACGCUUCAUCUGGUUCUAGCUGUGCGGUGCCUCCCACUAGGAAAUUUCCUCCACUACAUAGACAAUGGAGCUCUGCCACUGACGGAAGCAUUUGUUAUUAAACUCCUGAAAGAGCUGGAUGAUAGUGAAGAAAAUGAAAAACUCAAGUGUAGCAUCAUUAUACGUCUUCCAGAGAAUAUUUGUGAAAAAGUCCAUCACCUGUGGGACCAUGCCAGCAGCAAUAAUUAUAUUGCUAUGAAGUAUGUGAAAAAGCUGCUGUUCAGGCUUCACAGAAGAGAGGUUAUUAGUCAGUCAGUGACUGGCCGGUCUCCACUGUAUAUAAACUUUCUGCCUCUGAAUUAUUUGAUACUGAUGCUAUCAGAAGUGGAAGACAGAGCGUUAAACCCCUUUGAGGAAGAUAACAUAGAUGCUGCGUUUCUGGAGGAAAUUGCCUUAAAACAAACCUCUGUUCUUCUUAAUCUACAAAAAUGUUAAAAAUGGGACAUUUUCUUUUAUUUAUGUAACUUUGUAAUUACAUUUGUCUUUCAUACAUUUUAAGAAGACAUGGCCAUAUUGUUUUGUGAAAUUAUAUUGUGUAUGCAGUAUUGAAUUCAGUCAUUUCAAGGUUGCUUACUUCUUUCUAUGCCUGCUAUAAUUGCUAUUGAGGUCAGGCAUCUCAUCAUCUUUUGUAUGUUCUUUUCUAGGUGAUUUUUAUGUAUCACUUAUAUUGGCAAGACCUUUGUUUUAAUCAGAAAGUUGAAACCGGAAUUGUCCAAGUGGUCCAUAACAUUUUAUGUAUUCCUCAUAGGAAAUUAGUAUUUAAAUAUAAAAUGGCAAAUACUGUUACUCUGAAAAUGUUUCCAGGUGUGCUAUCCUCUUACUAUGGUUUUAACACAAUACAUGUCUACUAGAUGUGCAAGUAAUAGUUGUAAUGUGUAAUUUUAUAAGAAUAUGAUGAUUAGUGAUUUAUUCAAUAAAUGUCUGUGAAAGGCCUGCUCAUCCAGUGCCUAAAGGUUUUAUACUAGAUGACGUGGCUUUCACCAGUAGCCCUGUAAUAAUGUCAGGUUCUACAAGCGUGCACACUGUUCAGUCCUCCUGGAUCCAAGAUUUCCUGAUGUUGGUUGCGUUUCCAUCAAACAGCUGCCGGGUUGAGUUCUCGGUUAGUCAGUGCUACAUUGUGUAGCCCAUAUUAUUAUACUUUUGAAAUAAAAAAAUUUCUCCCAGUGUUGCGUAUGUUCACGUGGGUGGUAUCUGUACUGUGUCACACUUCUCUUUAUUAGAGGUUUUGUAAUGUUGAUGUAGGAUGAUUGCAGAGGCGUUUAUGCGUACUUCCCCACCAAAACACCAUUAGGAAAUACCACUUCCCUUUAUUUUUUUAAUCUGAAAUAAACCUGUUUGGUUAACAAAACCUUUUAUAUUUCCUGUAAUAAAUAGGAUUGUAUGCUUAAGAUGUAUAUUACCAACUUGAUUUUGCCAAAUAAAUCUGUAAGGUAGUGUUGACUCUCCAUCUCCUGGCGUAUAUCUACAGUGGGUGUAGGAUGUGUGCUGCACAUGGAUCCCUGGGCAGUGUGGAGCUCAUACGGAACACCCUGCACUCAAAACAGUACGCAUGCAGCAUGUGUCCCUCCUAUCUUUUGCUGACGCCAUCUUUCAUGGAAUAUUUUUGGAAAGAUGAAGCUGGCGCAGUUGAUAGAAGGUUCUGGCUCAGUCCAGACUCUGUCUUCUGCACAUGUGCCAUUGUCCAAAAAUAACACACUGAAUAUGGGAGGGAGGGGGUUAUUAUGACACCUCCGUCUCCAUCUGUGUGGGUAAAUCUGUAUACCACAGUUUAGGCUUGCUCCAUACCACCCAUAGAAAAAUAAGUGUUAUUGUACUUGGUAUGUGCAAGCAGCUGUUUUCUGCAGUCACGUUUUCAAAGAUUAUUCCCCAUUAGCACCUAGUAACAUUAUUUUGUAUAAAGUCCCAGGGAGAGUAGGUCUCGGUGUAUUUAACAUGAAUAAUAAGCAUGAGAGAUUAACAUAUAUAUAUAUAUAUAUAUAUAUAUAUAUAUAUAUACACGAAGUCGUUAAAAAUAAAAUGUGCCUUAACCACCAUGCAGGAAAAUAACACGUGAUGUGACGUGGAAAUAUGCAGAUGCAGUUCUAGAAGUAUUCAUGUACAGAAAACAGAUUUGCUGUGAUGUUACAAUGCGUGCCACUUGCAUUGUUAACAGUAGGGAAAUUGCAUGGAUGUUGUAUGUGAAUGUAACAAUUUUUUCCUGUACUGUAUGUAGAACCAUCUCUCUUGUUAACUCUAGACCUUUACCCAUGUAUCAGAAAUGUGUUGUUUUUUUACCUUUAUGCUAUUUAUAAAGAAAUAGGGCUAUUUAGCAGGGAAACAUAUAAGAGGUUUAGGGGCAGAUUUAACAAUAUUCUUGAUAUCACUCAUUGCAUAUGAUAACUGGUGCUCCAGCCAAUCAGCUCCUAACGGUCAUGUGCUUCAAAAAUUACAGGAGCUGAUUGGCUGGAGCAUCACUAUCAUUCGUAACGAGUGAUAACAAGAAUAUCACCCAUUGUUUAAUCUGACCCUUAGUUUAAAAAUGGGACACAUAGUCUAUGGUUGGAAAGUAUUCUGUACAACAUGAAAUACAUAUUCAUGUUAUAUAGAUCAUACAUUUACAUUAGGUUGGUUAGUAAAAAAUUCUAAGCCAUAAUAAACAUACACAUUAGCCUGUUUACUAAAUAUACGUUUUAUUUGAAUAUAGUUGCAUUCAGAUUGAAAAAUAGUACUAUCUUUUUUUAUAUUUAUAACUGACAACAUGACAAUAUUCCUGUCAAUGUCGUGGCUACAACAUUGCUUAAGCAGGUAAAAUUGACUUCAUCCAGUUGGUUCCCAUUGUUAAGCUGUUAGAAGCCAUGUGACUUGCUAUAUAAGUAGCUACAAAGCAGCAUCCAUGGCUUGAGUCAACCGUUUCAUUAGACAUUUUAAAUGUUCUUAUAGCAAAUUCAUUUUAUACUAUUGAAAGCCAUUGUUAUAUUUCGAUUGGUUUAAUCAGUGGCCUUCUUAUGUGCCUCAUGUUUGAGCCAGGUUCACUGGGUUUAAAAGGCGCUAAACCCCCAUAAGGCCGGGGAAGAGGAAGAGCCGUAUCGCCUUCUGGUAUGUAUGCGUUGGGACGUUGUUCAGCUGUGGUGUAAAUACCAUUUGGCAAUGUGUGCUGAUCCUCAUCUUCUCCAAUCUGCAAAGGAUGAGGGUAAAAUGAGCAAGCUAUCAAUUUUAUGAGUUAUUACAAUUUUAAAUAGCAGCAUGUCUGUGAAUGCAACCUAGAAUACCCAUGUCACCGAGAUAUUCUAUGACAUAAUGUAAAUACUUAAAAUAUGAAUCAUCAUGAAUUAAGGCAAUUAUGUAUUUUGUAUUAUGUAUAUUGUGUUAUAGGGAAAGUUUUGUAUACUCAAAGGUCUAAUCAUGAAAAACAAUUUCCAUGUUUAAAAAUAAAACUCAUCAUAAAGUUUA
Molecule: messenger RNA, 5929 nt
Organism: Pseudophryne corroboree (corroboree frog)
Lineage: Eukaryota; Metazoa; Chordata; Amphibia; Anura; Myobatrachidae
Gene: GSAP
Product: gamma-secretase activating protein
Exons: 30
Coding region: 446-2935 (829 amino acids)
Biological process (GO): positive regulation of amyloid-beta formation
Cellular component (GO): trans-Golgi network
Source: RefSeq, a predicted model, not a curated record